UCUCCAGUUGAAUCUACGUCAAUAGAAUCUAUACCCUCUAGCACUCUACCACCCGAGUCUCCAAUAGGAUCUACUCGAACUGGAACAACUCCAACAGAAUCAGAACCUACUCCAACAACAUCUAUACCACCAAAAUCAAUACCACCCGAGUCUACAUCCCCUGAGUCUACACUAACAGAACCUACUCCAACAGCCCCUACGCUACCAGAAUCUCUACCCUCAGAAUCAACGCCACCUGAAUCUAUACCCCCUGGGUCUACAGCAUCCGAAACACCAAGUAUACAGGCCACGAACGAACCCCCCCAAAUCACCGAGGGCCGUACCAGUCCCCCUGAAAGUCCCCAGGAGCCAACCAAGGCUGCCAGUGAGACCAUUGGUAGCCCUGAUGUCACGCAACCUGGUAUCACGGACCAGGGGACAGCCAUUAGGCCUACUUCUACUUCUAGCCCCGCAGGCGAAAUAGACCUCCAAGACGCUGUUCUGGGUCCAAACGCAAGGUUUAUCUUAAUCGGCGGUGAGCCAGCAAUUCUGCUGACAGCCCCACCUAACGGCGAGGCAUCCUUCAGUCUCAACAUAAGUUUACCACCAAAUAUCACGCCCGGGGAACUCGUCAACCUGCUAGCAUCAAUCAGAGUUGAGUCUAAUGGGACGUCCAUGCCACGAGACAGGUCUCUCUUCAAGCGCGAAAUGACUGGCUCUCGUCUCCGGAUGAUUCUGGAUGAGAAGUCUAUCUAUGAUAAAGAACUUGAGACUACUGGCGUAUCAAAAUGGUCCAGAGGUCUGGGAGUAACCCAGUGGCUCUUACAGUUCGUGGCCUCUCGCUUGUAA
Fusarium oxysporum Fo47 is the source of this 828-nucleotide messenger RNA. RefSeq lists its product as uncharacterized. The record is from RefSeq and is a predicted model, not a curated record. The transcript is spliced from 3 exons. The annotation marks the transcript as partial. Lineage: Eukaryota; Fungi; Ascomycota; Sordariomycetes; Hypocreales; Nectriaceae.